AUUCAGCUUGCAGAAUCGGUUUCCGGAUUUAUCUCAUGCUUCAAGGUUUACGAAAUAGGCAGUUAAAAUGAAGCGAACUGCCGAUGUUUCACCGCAAGAGAAAGUCGAACCGGCUGAUGAUUCUGGAUUGAAAAAGACUAAAUUAGAGGAAGGUGAAUCAAAUGAGCCUUCCAGGGUUGUGCAUUUUCGCUCAUUACCUUCUGAAGCUACCGAAUUGGAUGUUAUCAAUCUCGGAAAGCCAUUUGGAGAUCUUACUAAUUUGGUUUUAGUAAAGAAGAAAAAUCAAGCUAUUUUAGAACUAUCCGAUUUAGAAAGUGCUAAGAGACUUGUAGAUUAUUACAACCGAAAGCCCGAAAUACGGAAAGGUAGACAGAUUUAUGUUCAAUUUAGUAACCGUAAAGAAAUGAAAACGGAUUCGGGUGGUAAUUUUGGAGCUGAGGCAGCCCUGCAAGCAGCCCGACACUUGAAAGUUAUCGAAUAUGAAAAGAAGUGUACAUUAGAAUUAUCACCUGAUGUUCAUGAAAAGAAAAUUCUCCGUGUAAUUGUUGAUCAUACUAAUUUCCCUGUGAAUAUCGACACUCUGUAUGAAGUUUUUUCGAAACAUGGUGAAGUACACAAAAUGGUUGCUUUCAACAAAAAUAAAUUUCCAAACCAAUUUCAAGCUCUCAUAGAAAUGGCUGAUCCCCUAUCAGCUCAAGUUGCUUUACUAAAGUUAGACGGUGAAAACAUUUAUAACGGCUGCUGUACGCUCAGAAUAGAAUUUUCAAAAAUGACUGGUCUUAGUAUUAAAUAUAAUAAUGAUAAAACCAGGGAUUUUACAAAGCGCCUACCGUCUGGUGAAGAAGAUUAUGAUAGAGAUAGAGACAGAUACGAUGCACCAAGAGGCAUGCGACCUGAUAUUGAUUCUAGGUACAGAGAUAGAGACGGUUCUGGUAGUGAGAACUCUGUUGUAAUUGUUUCGAAUUUGAAUGACGAAAUUGUUACGCCGGAUUAUUUAUUUACUCUGUUUGGUGUUUAUGGUGAUGUCCUUCGCGUGAAAGUGCUCUACCAAAAGAAAGAUACUGCCCUUAUUCAAUUUACGGAUUCAAAUGGAGCCGACUUAGCUAUUCAACAUUUAAAUAACUUAAAAAUAUGGGGACGACAAAUUCGUAUCAAUCAAUCAAAGCACAGAACCAUUCAGAUGCCGAAAGAUGGCCUACCCGAAGCACAUUUAACUAGGGACUACAGUGGGUCUCAUUUGCAUAGAUUUAGAAAAACGCAUUCUAAAAAUCAUCAUAAUAUCUAUCCACCAUCUACAACUCUUCACUUAUCAAACAUUGCUGGCGAUACGGAUGAAAGAGGAAUGAGAGAACUACUCUCUCAAUAUGGAUCAAUAAGGGAUUUUAAAUUUUUACCUGGCAAGGAUCGGGACAGAAAAGACCGCAAGAUGGCCUUGGUUCAAAUGGAUACAAUUGAAGAAGCAGUUAUUGCCCUUAUAAAUCUCCAUGAUUACCAACUUGCGGAGACAGCUCAUCUCAGAGUGUCCUUCUCUAGAGCACGAAAUGCUUUUCAGACAAGAGACGAUGGAGGCCUUGACUAAAUAAUGCUAGUCUCUGAUGGAUUUUCAGGAAACACAGUUGUUAUGUUAAACAAUCUAGAAAAUGAAUGGAAAAUAUUUCUCUGUUGAUAGUUCAAACUAAUUGAUCUCUAUCGAGUCUAUAAGAAUUUUACAAAGGUUGAUUGUUUACAGGAAGCGAAAUAUCGUUCAUAAGAAUGGGAUUAUCAUAUUGUUUUUUUUUCUACGAGGGAUAAAUAUUGUUCAUGUUAAUUUAUAAUUUGUACGUCUUCUGAAAUUUUUCCGAGUAUAUUUUUCACUUCUCUUAUGUAAAUUUGAACAUGUUCUUUAUUAAACAAAAACUCUAAGAAAGAAUCAAUGCUUACCGUUUGCUCUCCAAAAAAAAAAAUGUGCAUACGUUGAAAAUUUUCAAAUUUAGUUAUAAUAUUAUUUAGGGCAGUGCUUAAGUUUCUUUUAAAUCAAACAAGUAUUUGCGUGACCUAAUCACUGACCAGUUUACAAACUCAUAAUGUUUGUAAAUAUCUACAUUUAAAUAGCUUUUUCCAUAUCGGAAUAUUAAAAUACAUAGUUACCGUUUUGUUUAUUCAUGUGUGGAUAAUUUCUUAAAAUCUAAACUAUCAAUGAUUAUAUUCUUUGAAGCCUAUGAUUGCUAAGGUAUUAUACAUUAACAACCGUUCAAUUAGAUUCUGCCCUCACUAGUCGAACUAAAUUAGAAACUAAAGUAAAUACCCAAAGGGAA
Dimorphilus gyrociliatus is the source of this 2294-nucleotide messenger RNA. The record is from the annotation of a GenBank genome assembly. Lineage: Eukaryota; Metazoa; Annelida; Polychaeta; Dinophilidae.